Molecule: messenger RNA, 2152 nt
Organism: Ictalurus punctatus (channel catfish)
Lineage: Eukaryota; Metazoa; Chordata; Actinopteri; Siluriformes; Ictaluridae
Product: sialoadhesin
Exons: 9
Coding region: 73-2121 (682 amino acids)
Source: RefSeq, a predicted model, not a curated record
CAUCACUGCACAUUUCCACUAAGUUAGAACAUUACUAAGAGGAGACCCGAGAGGACGGCUCUAAGUGGAACUAUGGACGUUGGAUCCAGAAAGCUGCUGCUGCUGAUCCUGUUGUUGAAUAUUACAGGAGUUCAGGCUCAGCACAGUGUAAUUCUCUCCUCUCAGAGUCUCUGUGUUGUUACUGGAUCUACAGUAAAAAUCCCCUGUACAUUUACACCUGAUCACUCCAGUGUCACACAGAGAGAGUGGUAUCAAGUCCAGAGCUCUGAAGGAGAACCACGAGACCUGAGCAAAGAUCCACAAUACUCAGGACGAGUGUCUGUAAGCACAGUGACGUCUGACUGUGAGCUGACAGUGAGGAAUGUGAGAGCGAGUGACUCUGGAGUUUAUAACUUCAGAUUUAAAACACAGAGCAGUGACUGGAUAUCAGCCUCAUCUGGAGUUCCUCUGACUGUUACAGAUCUGAAGGUUGCAGUAUCAGACUGGGAGAGCUACAAGUCACUGAGCUGCAACACCACCUGCCCCUACAACCCCACUUAUUUCUGGUACAGGAACGGACAGUUUAAACUUCAACAGGACAGAGGUGAACUGUAUGUCACUAGUGAGGAACCAGGCAGCUACUCCUGUGCUGUAGGAGGACACGAGGAGCUUCGCUCUCCUGCUGUCUGUGUUUUUGAUGAGAAGAGCUGCUGGAAUGUGACGUACUCCACCCAGAAUAUCUGCUCUCUGAUUGGAUCAUCAGUGGACAUACUCUGUGAUUUCACGUUUACUGAUCAUAACAAGGUCACAAAAGUGUUCUGGUUCAUUAAAGAGCAGGCUGGUGAUGAACCUGUGGAUGUGAGAGAGGAUGAGGAGUAUCAGGGCCGAGUGCAGUACACACAGAUCUCCCAGAAUAACUGUAGUCUGAGAAUCACUAACCUGAGAGUGAGAGACGCUCAGACAUACAGAUUCAGAUUCUACACUGAUGAUCCUACAGGCAAAUACACCGGUGAUCCUGGAGUCUCUCUGUCUGUCACAGAUCUGAAGGUGACAGUAUCAGACUGGAAUAACGGCUACAAGAAUCUGAUCUGCAUCACCACCUGCACUCUGUCUAACAACCCCACUUACAUCUGGUACAAGAACGGACAGCGUGUUACUGACCCGUACAGAAAUUAUCUGUAUGUCAAUAGUGGGGAAUCAGGCAGCUACUCCUGUGCUGUAAGCGGACACGAGGAGCUUCGCUCUCCUGCUGUCUGUAUUUUCAAUAAGAAUAGCUGCUGGAGUGUGACUUACUCCUCGCAGACUAUCUGUGCUCUGAUUGGCUCAUCAGUAGACAUCCAUGGUUACUACACCUUCCCUGAACAGAGUCCCGCCCUGCAACCUGUCUGGCACAUCAUGGGCAGAGAACUGAGUCAUACAGAUGAGAAAGUGGAGUUUCUUAAGGAUAGACCAAACAAGAGCACACUGAGACUGAAAAAUCUAACAGAGAUGGAUUCAACAAAAUAUCAACUCCUGCUUAAAGCCACUUAUCAUAAACAGACAUACGGCUCUGAUGGUGUCUAUCUCUCUCUCACAGGUCUGCAGGUGAAAGUUGCAGUAUCAUACUUACAGAGCAUAACACUGAGCUGCAUCACCACCUGCACUCUGUCUAACAACCCCACUUACAUCUGGUACAAGAACGGACAGCGUGUGUCUGAGUGUAAAUCUGCCUCCUGCUCUGUAGCUGCAGUCGGUGGUGCGGUCAGUUACAGCUGUGCUGUUGAAGGCCAUGACAGUCUCCUCUCUCCUCCGGUGUAUUCUCCUAAAAACACCAGCGCAGUGGUUCUUUCCUCUGGAGACACAGUGGAGGGGGAUUCAGUGACUCUGAGCUGUAGCAGUGAUGCAAACCCUCCUGUUCUCACCUACUCCUGGUUUAAACAGAGAGCAGCUGCAGACACACUGCUGACAACAGGCCAGAAUUACAGCAUCAGCAACAUCAGCUCCCAGCACAGCGGACUGUACUACUGCACUGCUCACAACGGGCUGGGACAGCACAACUCUACACCAACACUCCUGGAUGUGAAGGGUAACUCUACACCCACACACCUGGAUGGAUUAAAAAUUUAUUAUUUAACACAUUUUUUUUUAGAUGUAUGUAUAUGAUGAGGCUUUUUAUAAGGUGAAGUUUUUAUAG